AUGAGCUUGGUCGUAAGCAGUUCUUUCCAACAGUGUCCUAUUCAGACGUCUUCAGUAGUACAGGCGAGUGACCUAGCUAACCCGGCGAACGGUGGACGAGCAGAUCGCUGGCAGAGACCACAUGCUUGCCCGAUAUGUGGCCUCACGUCGGCACGCAAGGAUGUUAUCUCGCGACAUAUGAGAGUCCUGCAUCGUGGAGCCGGGAAGUCAGCCGAGCCCCAGGAAGAACAGGCCUCUGGUGUCAACCCAGAAACAUCAUCCGACGAGUCCACCUACGAUCUCAACAGCCAGAUUGUGCAGGGCCACCCGCCAGAUAAUGCUAACGGUGGAGACACAGACGGCCUCGCGAAUGGGCCAGUCAUCCCAGAAGUCCUCCCUUCGUUGUCGACCCUGUUGAACACCCAGGGUGCUGCGGUCGGCACCAACGCCAACACCUUCGAGCUGGGUCUGGAUCGAGGAUGGAAAGUCCCCCUGCUGGACCGUGUGCAAGCCCCUGCCGCAAAUGCCGAGGCCACCGCCAGACCCCAGAUGGAUUUCCAGCUCCUGGACGAGGCUUUCCUGCAAUGGCCAUGGGAGGAUCCAUUCUACGUGUUUCCGUGGUCGGACGAUGUAGCCAAGAACAAUCCAGCAAGGCACGCCGAUCCCGACAAUGGCGAGUACCAGUCGUCUGGGUUGUUUCUCGGAUUGAUUCCAUCGGAAAUCGAACAGGCGAAACUCAACCUGCAGCUCUUUGACGUCGAGAACCGUCUGUGCGAUUUCGUGUUCCCCACCAACCACAUGGUGAUGCGGCUCGUGAGAGGAUUCUUCAAGCACUUUGCGCCACACUGUCCCAUCGUCCACCCACAGACGUUCUCGAUCGGCACGAUUCAAGCACCGCUUCUGCUUGCUGUCAUGGCGUGCGGGGGUGUCUACUUGAAUGAGCCAGAGGUUAGCAUCAGGUUGUACUUUGCGGUCUUGAAGCUGCUGAGUGAGAAUGAAGAUUUGGUGAUCGCCGGUCAGAGAGACUCGGGGUUUCAGCUCUGGGAGUUACAAACGAGGCUCCUGACCUGCCAGUACGGCCUCUUUGGUGGCGACAGUCGAAUUCAACGACAAGCCAGACUCUCUUUUACCAGGCUUCACGUGCUCUGCCGAGAAGCCUCUGGGGAGGCGACGAAGGUCUCGGCGCAUGACUGGACGGGCUGGGUCUUUCGUGAGAGUAUGAUUAGAUGCGUGGCUUGGACCACGGUCCUCCGGGCGGUCUUGCUGUGCAACGAAGACAACGCGGUGCUGCGGAGCUCCAACACCGAGUUCGACGGGACGUUGCCCUGUUCGGAGGAACUGUGGUCUGCCGGGGCCAUCACCUGGCAGAACUCACCGCGGGUCACCAAUUCGUCGGUCGUGUGUUUCCGGCAACUUCUCUCCGGCGCGCCGCUCGACGACACGAUCAGCCCAUUUGGCCUGUUAACCUUGAUCAGCGUCAUCCUCUCCCACAUCUGCACGCUUCGCCUCGGGAACGACACCGGCACGGUCGCGACGCCUCCACCGGACGAGGAGUCCCUCCGGCUGGCGCUCCACACGUGGGAAGAGGCGUGGCGGACUCACCCCCACGCCACGACGGUGCCGGAUGCUCCUCAGGGCCCCCUCAUGGCCGACGCACUGAUCAUUCUCAAUGCCGCAUACUACCGCCUGUACGCGAACGAGCCGAUGAACGAAAUGAAAGCGAUCGCUCAGCUGCCUGCCGGCCAGGUUUCUCGCGGCCGAAUCGCGAAACUCUAUCACUUGGACAACAACCCCCCGGAUCUGAUGAAAGCGGUGGUCCGAGCCUGCCGAUGCCUGAUGGUCCGUGUGCGCUUGGGACUGGGCUACCUGCUCAAGACGUCGUGCUUGAACUAUCCGUGCUAUGCGCCCCUGAUCGCUUACGAAGGCAGUCUCAUCAUGUGCUGGUACCUUCUUGGUCGGCAGCUCGCGGAGAUCCCGGGACCAGAAGACCUCGUCAUCACCACCAUGAUGGACGAGAUCGUCGCAGAAAGCGAAUACAAAUAUGAAAGGCCCAUUCAGAGAGAGCUGCUGCCGAUGAUGAUCUACAGGGACAUGAUCAGGGAGCGAUGGAUCUGGCCUGCCACGUGUAAUGUAUUAUCAAACAGUCUCGACGGCAUGAUCAACAGGCUUAAACCGUUGCUUGAGGGACAGAGACAAGUAUGA
Fonsecaea erecta is the source of this 2181-nucleotide messenger RNA. RefSeq lists its product as hypothetical. Gene Ontology annotation, cellular component: chromatin. The transcript has 7 exons. Lineage: Eukaryota; Fungi; Ascomycota; Eurotiomycetes; Chaetothyriales; Herpotrichiellaceae. The record is from RefSeq and is a predicted model, not a curated record. Gene Ontology annotation, molecular function: DNA-binding transcription factor activity, RNA polymerase II-specific; zinc ion binding; RNA polymerase II cis-regulatory region sequence-specific DNA binding. The coding region runs from base 1 to 2181 and encodes 726 amino acids. Gene Ontology annotation, biological process: regulation of transcription by RNA polymerase II; DNA-templated transcription.